GGUAAAUAUUUAAAAGGAUAUUCAACGACUUUUAACAGCUAAUCUGUCCCCUUUAACUGCUAAAAGAGACGCUCGCAGGACUGUGGCGAUGCGACUGCGUUACCAUGGAUACCGCGAGUGAAGUCGACCCCUCGGACGAAGCUGCGGUUUGCAUUAGCUGCUAGCUACGCUCCGUUCCGCCAGUGCUACAUUUAGAGGUUGUCCGUCGAUAUUAAAUACAUCUAAUGGGCCGAUACGGUGUUGGUACAUGUCUUAAAGGUGGAGACGUGCGGAUGGUGGAAGCAAGGUGUUAUUUUUACGGAUGAGUUGACUGUGCGAGUGAAGAUGUGCGAUGGAAAGAGAGAGUCACUAUCAAGCGCCUGCUGGGCCCACAGCUGCGGCUUCUUCUUGCUGCUAGUGCCGACCCUCAUAUCCCCUGGACAAUGCUCAGGUUGUUUUCGACCCAUCAUAGUGCAGCAUGGCUCUGCUAACCUGUCAGAGUCCAACAUGAGCUUCUUUCCUGUGGGCACCGUUCUCGAGUACCACUGUGACCCUGGCUACCUGCCAGACGGGCCCAGCAUUCUCACCUGCACUACACUGGGACUCUGGUCUUUCGAACCACCAAACUGCAUCCACAGUGAUGUUUGCCAACCUCCAUAUCAGCCAGAGAACGGGGGCUACAUCUGCCACCCUUCCCCAUGUCAAACACUUUCCCAUGGCACUGUGAUUGAAUAUUUCUGCAAUGAAGGAUACUCACUUAAAGGAGAACGCAAAUACCUCACGUGUGAAUAUGGGGAGUGGGACAGCCAGCUGCAGAUCAACUGCCUGAUGGAGCAGGGAUGCAUGACGCCAUACAUGUUCCAGAACAGCUGGGUGAACCUCACAGUGAAUAACAUGGGCCAGUUCUCUGUGGGCACAGUGCUGCAGUACAGCUGUGACCCAGGUUACCUACCACACGGACCCAGUUUAAUCUCCUGCACCGCCUCAGGACACUGGUCUUCUGAACCUCCUCGCUGUAUACGCAGUGAUGCUUGUCUACCAAUGUCAGAACCAGAGAACGGAGGGUACACCUGUCACCCUUCCCCAUGCCAGACCUUUUCUCACGGCACGGUUCUAAAAUUCUUUUGUGAUACCGGCUUCAUUCUCAAAGGAGAAUAUAAAUAUCUGACCUGUCAGAACGGGCAGUGGGACGGUCCCAUGGAGAUCAGCUGUGUCAGCCAAGGGUGUUCCCGACCCUACACGCAGCAGCAUGUUUCAUCGAAUUUAACUGAGAUCAACAGCAGCUAUUUUCCAGUUGGCACUGUGCUGGAGUUCCGCUGCGAAGCUGGCUACAUUCAAGAAGGACCCAGCAUUGUCACGUGUCUGGUGCCAGGACACUGGUCAUCAGAGCCUCCUCAUUGUCUGCACAGUGACGUGUGCCUGCCUCCGUAUGAACCGGAAAAUGGAGGCUACCUCUGCCAUCCUUUUCCUUGUGGGAGACUUACCCAUGGCACUGUGAUCGAGUAUUUCUGCGAUGAAGGCUACAUUCUGAGGGGCGACUAUAAAUAUCUCACCUGUCAGUACGGCGAGUGGGAUAGCAGAAUGCCCAUCAGCUGCCUCUUGGAGGAAGAUGACGAGUCAGCUCUGCCCUUGGGGAUGCCUGCGUUGUCCAUAGUUUCGUCAACAGCCAGCUCAGUUGCUCUCAUCUUGCUUCUUGUUGUGCUGUUUGUUCUUCUGCAGCCAAAACUCAAGUCCCUCCAUCGACGUGAUCAAGGGCUCAGUGGCACGCCCGUGUCCAUCAUGGUGGAAGGUGUCCAGGUCUGUCUGCCGUCAUACGAAGAGGCUGUUAACAGUGGAACAGGCCCCAGUCUCAACCCAGAAUCCCGCGUCCAGAUCGUCCUCUCUGAAGGGCAGCAUGCCAUGUCGCCAGAGGCCGGCCCCUCUCGGCCCUCACCCCUCAAACAGCUGCACUCAGAGAGUGCUAUCGUCCACACUGCUCCAAGUCCGCUCUCAUCAUCCCCAUUACCGUCAUCGUCCACCUGGACUCUGGACCACACGGGUGCAGUGGGGCCUCCUUCUUUCCAGGAAACAUCAUCAACAGAAAGUGACAGUCUGACACUGAUGGACUCGGAGACAGACUGCUCUGAUGAUAUGCCGUUAUUGAAGGAGACAUGAAGCGACUGUUGUAUUUGGAUGUCAGGAUAACCGCUAUAUGGUGAUGACUCAGCUGACAUUACACACGUACAAGAAAGGGGGACUUGACAUGUACAUACAUUCAUUCAUUUUCACAAGGAUCCAAGCACCUGCAGUUUCGCGCUCAUUUUCAUGAGGUGGUGGCGUAACAAAUAGGUGGGAUUAAAGCAAAGUGUCAAAUAUUGUGCAUGGCCUUGAGUGAAGCCAUGAAAUUAUAAAUGCAUUUUGUUUGAUACAGUGGCACGUUAUGGUUACAUAUUCCUAAAAAUAAAUAAUGUUGCAGUCAAAUCAGGUAUUAGGAAUCUAUUGUGAAUCUCCCUUUGUUACUGAGGUUCUCAAAAAUGUACUGUAAAGAGUGUUGAAUUUACAUGAGCGUCAAAACAAUUUCAAGUCCCUUAUGUUUUUUUAAUGAUUGAAA
Messenger RNA from Synchiropus splendidus (mandarinfish), 2569 nucleotides. Its product is annotated as sushi domain-containing protein 4-like. The record is from RefSeq and is a predicted model, not a curated record. The transcript is spliced from 11 exons. NCBI's taxonomy places the organism in Eukaryota, Metazoa, Chordata, Actinopteri, Syngnathiformes, Callionymidae. Bases 325 to 2133 code for a protein of 602 amino acids.